GAAUUUAGUCAUGAGCCUAACGAUGUGAGGUUGCGCACAGGCGGAACGAACGACGCAUGAAGAGCGCAACAGGAGUUGAGCGCGCCCAGUCUCUAUUCAACUCUAUCCAAAUACAAUUCUAAAGUUGGUAUUGGGAUGUACGACUUUUCUCUGUUUCCGUGGAUUUGAAUAAACGACGUUUUUAUUUAAUUUUGUUUUCAUCUGCCUUCACUUGUAAUCUCUUCGUGUUGGAAAAGUUGGUAUUUGUUUUACAAAAAUGGAGCGAAAAACGCCGGGCAAUCUUUCUUGCUGUUGGAGCUUUCUUCUCGCGUACUUCUGGUGCUGUAAUCUCACCGAGUGUUACAAUUUGGAUGUAGACCACCCCAUUAGUUUCAGUGGACCAAAUGGAUCUUUAUUUGGAUAUUCUGUAUUGUUACACAAGAACCAGAAAAACACAUGGUUAUUAGUCGGAGCUCCAGUUGCGAAUUCAUCUUCCUACCCAGCCGUAAAAAAACCAGGAGCAAUUUAUAAGUGCAGCAUCUCGGACAAGAGAGAAUGUCAACAAAUAUCAACAGGUGUGGACAGUUGUGGGAAGACAUGCUUCUCUGAGAGUGACAACCAGUGGCUCGGAGUCAGCCUGUCCAGACAGCCUCGUGAUGGCCAUGUAUUGGCAUGUGGGCAUCGUUGGAAGAACGUGUUCUAUUCCAGGAAAGAAAACCAGAACAAGCUGCCUCAUGGUGUCUGUUACAGAUACGAGUCUGACCUCAAACAGUCUCAACCACUCAUCCCAUGCUACAAAGAUCACCAACGGAAGUUUGGUGAAGACUAUGGAUCAUGCCAAGCAGGGAUAUCCAACUUUCUGACUGAGGACUUGAUAAUUAUGGGAGCCCCAGGGACAUCGUACUGGACUGGAUCUGUCCUGGUCUACAACACCUCCAGCAGAGUCCUGUCUGCCUAUGUGGAUGACAGCAGCACUGUCCUCUAUGGCAGUUACCUGGGCUACUCGGUUGGGGCCGGCCACUUCCUCCACCCUGACUCCACAGAGAUUGUUGGCGGUGCGCCCCAGCACGGGCAGACUGGUAAGGCCUACCUAUUCAGAGCUGAAGAAAACAUGCUGAAGAUAAUCAGUGAAGUCAAGGGCAGCAAGCUUGGCUCGUAUUUUGGUGCCAGUGUGUGUGCUGUGGACCUGAAUGGAGAUGGCCUGUCUGAUCUACUGGUAGGAUCUCCCAUGUACAGCACCGUGAGAGAGGAAGGACAAGUCCAUGUCUACAUAAACCAAGGAGCCGCUAAUAUGAAGGAAGCAGAGUUUCAGUUGGUGGGAAGCAACUCGUAUGCUGCCAGAUUUGGGGAGACCAUAACUGAUCUGGGAGAUAUUGAUGACGAUGGCUUUGCUGAUGUGGCAGUGGGGGCUCCGCAGGAAGAAGAGCUGCGUGGGGCUAUAUAUAUCUACAAUGGGAGGAAAACAGGGAUCUCUCAGACCUUCUCUCAAAGGAUCACUGGCUCUGUUCUGGGUAUUGAGUUAAAGAUGUUCGGACAGUCUGUGUCAGGAGCCAUCGAUGUUGAUGAAAACGGUUACCAAGAUGUAGCAGUAGGGGCCUUCCUCUCAGACUCGGCUGUUGUUCUGAGGACUCGUCCAGUAAUAGUGGUAGAAGCCUUCAUGCCCCUGCCUGUCAGUGUAGACCGCUAUGUAGCGCUGUGUUCUGACAACGGUCUUCCUGCUGUCUGCAUCAAUGCUACAGUCUGCUUCAGGGUCCAUGCUCGACACUUCACCUCUUCAAUAGUGCUCCAGUAUAAUCUGACAGCAGACACGCAGCACAAGGAGUCCUUCCCCUCACGUUUCCAUUUCCACGGAAACGGGACGUCCAACGCUACAACAGGGCGGGUCAAAACCAGACACGACCAGCUGACCUGCGUCCCCCACCAGGCCUUCAUAAGGAAAGAUGUCCGAGAUAUCUUCACACCCAUCCAUUUUGAGGUUUCGUACACUCUCAGAGAGCACACUGUCCAUAACGGAGGAUCCACUUUCCCUGCUCUGAAACCCAUACUGCAGCAGAGAGGGGGGCACGGUAACCUGGUGGCCAAUAAGACAGAGUUUGCUCGGUACUGUUCAUUGGCCAACUGCUCAACCAAUCUGCAGGUCUCUGCUCAACUGGUGUUACCACAGAGACACAACAACAUGCCGUACUUUGCACUUGGCAAUGGGAAGACCAUCAUGUUGAACACAACCCUGGUGAACACGGGAGAUGAUGCAUUCCUCCCCAGACUCCAGCUCCGAUUCCCCAGUAACCUGCACUACAUCAAAGUGCUUGACGCAGAGGAGAAGUUUGUGAGCUGUGACAUUUCAGAGGAGAACAAGACAAUAGUAGGAGUGGAUUGCAGUGUGGGAAACCUAUACCUCAGCUCUGGGGCCAAGGUCAAUAUCAGUUUUCUGUUGGAUGUGAACCAGAGUAGUAGUGUUGGUGACGCUAGCAUCUCCAUCAACGCUAGUGGGGACAAUUAUGAAAACGAGGAUCUUCUGCAUGACAACUCUGCCACUCUGAUGUUACCCCUGAGAUAUGGAGUAGAUGUCAACAUUCAUGGGUUUAUGACUCCAACAUCCUUUGUAUUUGGUGACCAGGCACCUAUUCCAGUUGAUUGCUACACAGAGACAUUCAACUACACUUACAAGGUUGUCAAUAUUGGUCCAAGCAAAUCUCUCAACACGAUAGUGGAGAUUGAUAUUCCCAAGAUCCUGUCACCAUAUCCAUACAGAUUACUCCAUGUCACAGACUUCCAUACGUCUCUUGGAGAAUGCUCCAUUCAAAACGACUCCAUUGCGGUGGAGGAUGACUGUGAGGUGCCACAGUCCUCUUUCAUCAAAGAACUGGUCUUCUUCUUCUCCAAAAUCAGCAAACGCAAAAUGUUCUGUGCCUAUGGUGAUGACCUGUGCCUGACUCUGGAGUGUAGACUAGGAGAUAUGGACAUUGGGAAAGAAGCCACCAUUCACAUGGAAGUGAAGCUGAAUCCUACCGUUCUACAGCUCUCACCUGGACGUCAUGGAGUGAUGCUGAUGGAGAGUACUGGCGUCAUCACAUCACCAAGGGAGGACCCUCAAACCAUCAUCCUACAGAAGAUCCCUAUCGCUCAGGUUGUGUUGGAGGCCCACUUCAGCCAGAAGCCUCAGGCAGCAGUGGAGGUGUUUAUCAUUGUAGUGAGUCUACUGGUGGGACUCCUGAUCCUGGCCCUGCUCAUCUUCGCCCUCUGGAAGAUUGGUUUCUUUAAAAGGCAGUUUAAGAAGGAGGAUGAGAUCAGGAGGGAUAGCUGGGACUAUGUACCAAAACAUUUGACUAAGACUGAGAGUAGAUCCUAAGAUUGAGAUCAAGACAGAGUGACUGUGUCCUAAUACAGAAUGGUUCUAUACUACAACAUGGACUAAGAGGCACAUUUUGACUGAGAUCAUCCAAACCCAAGGGAAAGAACUGCUGGACCAUUCAAAUUGUGAUGGCUCAGAAUGACAAGGAAAGAAAAAAUGUCAUUUCCCUAAAACAUGCAAGAGGAAAAGGCUGACGAAGUGUAAGUUUAAAAUGUGUUGUCAGCGGGACAACUAUAUUACACUUUACCUCUGGGUCUGGUGCAGUGAGACUAUAACACAUUGGAGUGUUUACAUUGAAUGUAUGUUAGAACAUGUCAUGUACAUUAGAACAUGGACUAUGUACAUUAGAACAUGUCAUGUACAUUAGAACAUGUCAUGUACAUUAGAACAUGUCAUGUACAUUAGAACAUGUCAAGUACAUUAGAACAUGUCAUGUACAUUAGAACAUGGACUAUGUACAUUAGAACAUGUCAUGUACAUUAGAACAUGGACUAUGUACAUUAGAACAUGUCAUGUACAUUAGAACAUGGACUAUGUACAUUAGAACAUGUCAUGUACAUUAGAACAUGUCAUGUACAUUAGAACAUGUCAUGUACAUUAGAACAUGGACUAUGUACAUUAGAACAUGUCAUGUACAUUAGAACAUGGACUAUGUACAUUAGAACAUGUCAUGUACAUUAGAACAUGUCAUGUACAUUAGAACAUGGACUAUGUACAUUAGAACAUGGACUACGUACAUUAGAACAUGCCAUGUACAUUAGAACAUGUCAUGUACAUUAGAACAUGGACUAUGUACAUUAGAACAUGGACUAUGUACAUUAGAACAUGCCAUGUACAUUAGAACAUGUCAUGUACAUUAGAACAUGUCAUGUACAUUAGAACAUGGACUAUGUACAUUAGAACAUGUCAUGUACAUUAGAACAUGGACUAUGUACAUUAGAACAUGUCAUGUACAUUAGAACAUGUCAUGUACAUUAUAGCAUGGACUCAGUACAUUAGAACAUGUCUUGUACAUUAGAACAUGGACUAUGUACAUUAGAACAUGGACUAUGUACAUUAGAACAUGGACUAUGUACAUUAGAACAUGGAUUAUGUACAUUAGAACAUGGGCUACAUGAUCUCAUAGAAAUAGGCAUAUCAUUCCUGUUUUGAUUUCCUACCAAGAUCUCAGGAAGUGAAAACAGAACUUGAUAAAUAAGCACAAACUGAAACAAGAAGGUAUUAUCUGUACCUGUCCAUUAAUUGAGGACUGCUCAUUUUCCAUUGCAAAACAUUUUGCCACGGUCUGUCCUAAUGAACAUGGCCCAAGUCUCACAGACCUGACUACUUGGAUUCGGUCGAGGUACGAAACAUUUAUGAAUGCACUGCUGAAGCUUUUCUUUAUGCAUAGGAACAUCAUCUGUAUACACUCAGUGGCCAGUUUAUUAGGUACAACACCUUGUUCACGAAAAUGGUUCACUCCUACAGACAGUGAGUCACAUGGCUUGCUAUAUACAGUGGGGC
Molecule: messenger RNA, 4834 nt
Organism: Oncorhynchus tshawytscha (Chinook salmon)
Lineage: Eukaryota; Metazoa; Chordata; Actinopteri; Salmoniformes; Salmonidae
Product: integrin alpha 4
Exons: 28
Coding region: 257-3328 (1023 amino acids)
Biological process (GO): cell-matrix adhesion; integrin-mediated signaling pathway; cell adhesion mediated by integrin
Cellular component (GO): integrin complex; external side of plasma membrane
Molecular function (GO): integrin binding
Source: RefSeq, a predicted model, not a curated record